This is a messenger RNA of Sesamum indicum (sesame), 1673 nucleotides long. Its product is annotated as UDP-xylose transporter 3. The record is from RefSeq and is a predicted model, not a curated record. NCBI's taxonomy places the organism in Eukaryota, Viridiplantae, Streptophyta, Magnoliopsida, Lamiales, Pedaliaceae.
CCCUCACCCCACCCCACCCCACCCCACCCCAAAUCCAUAUUUGGGUCGACCACCACACACAACUGUAGAUACCCUAACACACACUAUCACAAAGAAUUGACUGUAAUCUUUGUAUAUUCAUGUGCAUAUAUAGAAUAAUGAGGUGUAUUCAGGCACACGUUUUCACAACAAAGCUGUAGUUGAACAAUCGAUAGUGACUGCGUAGAUUUUGCCCUAAUUGUAAGCAACCCAUAUUCGCUCCUUUCCCAAUUACAGAUCACGUACUCCCCCUGCACGUAUAUCCAUAUUCAUCUCAGGACGAAGAAAGGAUAUAGAAGAAAAGGAAGAUGAAUGAGAAUAAAGGGUUUCAGUUGGGGACGGUAGGGGCGCUUACUCUGUCGGUGGUUUCGUCGGUUUCAAUUGUGAUUUGUAAUAAAGCGCUUAUGAGCAAUUUACAUUUCAUUUUCGCUACAACUCUGACGAGCUGGCAUCUGCUGGUUACUUUUUGCUCUCUUCAUGUGGCACUAUCCAUGAAAUUCUUUGAGCACAAACCAAUAGAAUUACAAACUGUAAUUGGGUUUGGCAUCUUAAAUGGAAUUUCAAUUGGAUUGUUAAACCUCAGCUUAGGUUUCAAUUCAGUUGGUUUCUAUCAGAUGACGAAGUUGGCAAUUAUCCCAUGCACAGUGCUCUUGGAAACCCUUUUCUUAAGCAAAACAUUCAGUAAGAGCAUUAAGCUUUCUCUGGCCAUUCUGCUUCUAGGUGUUGGAAUUGCAACAGUUACUGAUCUGCAGCUGAAUAUCCUGGGAUCUUUUCUCUCUCUCCUUGCAGUUGUUACUACCUGUGUUGCUCAAAUUAUGACCAAUACCAUCCAAAAGAGAUAUAAGAUUUCUUCGACCCAACUCCUGUAUCAGUCUUGUCUUUAUCAAGCAGUCACCUUGCUUAUCUCGGGUCCAUUUCUGGAUAGGCUUUUGACUAACCAAAAUGUUUUUUCCUUUGAGUAUACACCACGAGUUGUGGUUUUUAUUGUACUAUCCUGUCUGAUUUCAAUCUCGGUAAAUUUUAGCACAUUCCUUGUGAUAGGAAAGACAUCUCCUGUCACCUAUCAAGUCCUUGGGCAUCUGAAAACUUGUUUAGUAUUAGCAUUUGGUUAUGUUUUGCUUCGUGAUCCAUUUAGCUGGAGGAACAUUUUUGGAAUAAUGGUGGCAUUGGUUGGGAUGAUUCUAUAUUCAUAUUAUUGCACUCAAGAAAGUCAGUCAAAAGCUGAAGAAGCAUCAGCUCAGGGUCAGCUAAAGGAAGCUGAAACCGAUCCUCUUUUACAUGUUGAGACUGGUACCAUGAAGUUAAACGAACUUCCUGUCUCAAAGGGCACAGUUUGGGAUGCAAACAAGGAUUUGCGUGCAUGAAAAAUUGUAUUUUUGGUACAAUUAGGUGUGCAAUUUUCUAGACUUCAACUGUGUGCAGCAUGCAAGGGCAAGUUCAAGAUGAAGAUAAAAGCUCUCAGUUUCAAAGCAUUGGCAUCAAGGAGUACUCUUCUAUUCCCUGUGCUAAUAUAAAUGCUAACACUCUCUCGUCAGAUCUUUUAGUUGACAGUGUUACUUAUUCUGAUGAAAAUAAGAAAUAUUUCUUACUCAGAUAGUUUUUUUGUAUAUUAGUCUUUUGUCAUUAACUCAAUGAAAAACUUCAGAUUUUACGCA